GAUGGUGCUGGAUGAAUGAACCAACGCAACCUUGAACCUCGGCCAUUGAAUCUCAUCCCGUUGUGAUUCAGCCCAGUAAAUGCGUGCGGUGCACAGCCCGAAACUGCUGCCCCUUUCCCUCCCAGCCCAGCACCCACUCGACCACGCCUGAUUGAGGACAGUCCCAGCCAGGUUCCCGGGGCUUGCUUCCCUUGCUUCCAUCUGCCCGGCUCCGCUGCCGCCGGCGGCAAUGAGGUCAUUUGCAACCGCCGCCCGCGGAUCCGUCCGCCCGUCCAGCACUCUCAAGCUCGCCUCGAGCACUGCAAGAGCGCCGAUCCCACCAAUAGCUGGUGACUCCAAUUCCAGGUGCCACCAUGACCACAGGACAUCUUGUUCAAAGCGCGGAUAUGUAUCGUCAUCAUCACCGUCGUCGUCACAGCCCGCCACGGCGGCAGCAACCAGGCCAAAGACGGCCAUCUUCUUCCCAGGCCAGGGCGUCCAAAAGGUCGGCAUGUUGACCCCCUGGCUCGAGGCCUUCCCGGCCACGGCGAGCCCCAUCGUCGAGGAGAUCGACGACUGCGUCGGCUACCGCCUGUCGGCCAUCAUCCGGGACGGGCCGGGCAGCCUGCUGACGGCGACGCCGCACGCCCAGCCCGCCAUCAUGGCCACGUCGCUCCUGAUCCUGCGCGUGCUGGAGCGCGAGUUCGGCUUCCGCGUCGGCGAGCGCGUCGACUUCACCCUCGGCCACUCGCUCGGCGAGUUCGCCGCCCUGGCCGCGGGCGGCUACCUCGACUUUGGCGACUCGCUGCGCUUGGUGCGCCGCCGCGCCGAGGCCAUGGCCGCCGCCACGCGCGACGCCCGCGACCGCUUCGGCGGCGACUACGGCAUGGUCGCCCUCGUCACCGAGCCCGAGUACCUCCAGGCGCUCAUCGGCGCCAUCUACGAGUUCCUGGGCUACACGAGCGAGGGGCUCAAGUCGGAGAGCGCCGAGGACGUGCCGCCCAUCGAGCAGGUGCUCAUCGCAAACAUCAACUCCAAGAACCAGAUCGUGCUGUCGGGCGACCUCGGCCGCAUAAAGACCCUCAUGGCCCACGUGCGCCAGUUCCUCGGCCACGACCCGCGCGCCGUCCGCCUCAACAGCGACUCGCCCUUCCACUCGCCCAUCAUGCGCCCCGCCGUCGCCGUCGUGCGGCGCCUGCUGGCCGGCACGAGCGAGACCCCGGGCCGCGAGGGCGAGGACGUCGUCACCUUCCCGACCGCCAUCCCUUGCGUCAGCAACAUCAGCGCCCGGCCCUUUGCCACAAAGGCCGAGCUCAAGGACCUGCUGGCCCGCCAGUGCCUCGAGACGGUGCGCUGGUGGGACAGCAUCCGCUACCUGGACCAGGAGGAGAAGGUGCGCCGCUGGAUCGGCAUCGGGCCGGGCAAGGUCGGGCGGAACCUGGUCGGCAAGGAGGUCGGCAUGCGCGGCAAGGGGCUCGUCAAGGGCGCCGGCGUCUGGGCCAUCACGGACCCGUCCGAGAUCGAGGAGGCGCUCAGGGGCCUGGAGGAGACCGAGUCCGUCGUCGACGAGGACGAUGACGAGUACGAGCGCGAGGACUGAGGGGCGGGAAAAUGAGCUAGGUAGAUGAGAGCGCGGGCUGUCCUAUUCGUUAUUUCUUUGGUCGGCGGCGGUGACUCAUAGAGGACUGUGAGCCCCUGGGAUUACCAUGCUUGUAUUGUAUUGUUUUCUUUUCCAUUCUGGCGCACCCGGAAGCAACGGUGGAAUUUUGGUAAUUCUGGUGGGAAAACGAGACAGAAUCACAAAAGCUUGUGGGCAUGGCUGAAACGGUUUGAACCACUACGUGAGAGUUCGAGUUGGUCAGGCCAACAGCCCCAAGAUAUGCGGAACGACAAAAAAAAAGAGAUAAAAACAUGUCUUACCGGAGAGAAAAGUAGAGCAAAGUUUACAAAAAGGGAGGAGCAUGCGGGGGUAGAUUCUGCAGUGAAUGGCGAGUGUGCUUGAGCGUUCCGUUGCUAGGAUCAAGGACAGGAAAAAAACCCGAAAGGGCACAAAAGGCCUGGCAAAACCCAGAUUCGAACCUG
Molecule: messenger RNA, 2061 nt
Organism: Gaeumannomyces tritici R3-111a-1
Lineage: Eukaryota; Fungi; Ascomycota; Sordariomycetes; Magnaporthales; Magnaporthaceae
Product: malonyl CoA-acyl carrier protein transacylase
Exons: 2
Coding region: 230-1579 (449 amino acids)
Biological process (GO): fatty acid biosynthetic process
Cellular component (GO): mitochondrion
Molecular function (GO): [acyl-carrier-protein] S-malonyltransferase activity
Source: RefSeq, a predicted model, not a curated record